AUGUGCCCUAAGUCCUCUAAACCAACAGGUGACCCUGUUGAUCCUGACAAGAAAGUUACUGAUGAAUCUUCUAAGCUUGGUUCCGCCACUAAAGCAACUCUUAACGUCAUUUCAGCUGAUCAAGAACUACCCGUUACUUCUGAUGUCUCUGUCAAAGCCAUCACCAUUCCUAGUGUUGGUAAGCACUACUACACUGAUUUUAUACUUGGUAACCACAACUGGAAGCAAAAAUGCACGAUUGAUCCUGGCUCCAACAUUAACUGUGUCGGUUAUGAUUGGAUUACCCGUUUUGACACCCCUGAGUGGUCAUACAAUCUUGAAUGUGGUUCCAUCAAGACCGCUGGAGGUCAUAACCUGGAUGUCGAAGCUCGAGUUCUCCUAAAGAUUUCGUGGCCUCCAGAAAAUCCCACCAUUUCUGUUGAUCAGUGGUUCUACAUUGUUCAUGGUGAAGAUAGUAUUAUCCUUGGUACUCCUGCAUGUCAUGCACUUGGUGUGAUUGAUGAUGACUGGCCUAUUUCUACACUACUUCAGAACCUUAACCAUCCCUCAUCAGUGAAUACCCUCGACGCAUCAGAAAAAAACCCUCAGAUAUGUGACAACAAACCGACCGAAGUCGACCAUCUGGUUCCAAACCCUCGAACGUCUGACGAUGAACUUUUGUCUGAUUUGAGUUGGCAACCUACCUCCUGUCCUUCUGAAUCAUCAGUCAAAGUCACUUCUGUUAUUGCAAAUGGACAGAACAUUAAAUAUUCUGACGACACAAAUUUCACUACUCUUCUGCAAUCUUAUAAUGAUAUUUUUGAUGACACAAUUCUCCCGGAGAUGAAAGGUGAUGCUUUCAAGAUUAAUCUCAAACCUGAUGUUCAACCCUACGCCCAAGCGAAAGCAAGGAAAAUCCCGAUUCCCUACAUGGAUCAACUUAAGAAGCAACUUGAUGAAAUGGAACGUCUUGGUGUUAUCUCAGUCUAUGAAGAACCAAGCACUUGGUGUCAUCCAAUCGUUAUUCCACCUAAGAAAGAUAAUGACGAACUGAGAAUCUGCAUUGACUUCACCCACCUCAAUAAGUUUAUCCAGCGUGAAUUCCACCCUACUAAUUCACCCUUCGUAGCUGUAACAAGCAUUCCUGCUGAAGAGCACAAAUAUUUCUGCAAAUUCGAUGCUCGUCAUGGCUACUGGCAAAUUCCACUGCACCCUGAGUCUCGUCCCUUAACCUGUUUCAUCACACCCUUUGGUAGAUAUGUGUGUAAUCGGGCCGCAUUCGGAAUCAGCAGUAUCAGUGAGUGGUACAACCGUCGCAUGGACAAAGUUGUCAAUGGCUUACAAUGUAUCCGUAAGAUCGUAGAUGAUGUUCUUGUCAAUGCACCAACCCUCUCUGCUUUGAAGAAAAGCGUUCACGCCUUCCUAGACCGAUGCUCCACGCAUGGGGUCACACUGAAGCGUUCAAAGUCCCAGAUAGCUGUCACUGAAGCUGAUUUUGGCGGAUUCCACCUAUCGGAAAUGGGCAUCCAAUGCAGUCAGAUCUCCUCAGGUCCAUCCGCGAUUUUCCACGACCGAAGAAUCUUACUGAUCUACGCUCCUGGUUUGCUCUGGUGA
Paramuricea clavata is the source of this 1593-nucleotide messenger RNA. Lineage: Eukaryota; Metazoa; Cnidaria; Anthozoa; Malacalcyonacea; Plexauridae. The record is from the annotation of a GenBank genome assembly.